AGAGGAGGGCCGGCCCUUCAUCUUCAUCAGGCGGAGUUUCUCUUCUUUUUCUUCUCCUUCUUCUUCUUCUUGUUCUGGUCAGCUCACUGACUCGGAGUCCUCCCGUCAGCCCCAGGACCAGCUGCAGCUGGACCAGGACCAGGAGGACCGGGACCGGCAGAGUGCAGGAGGUGACUCUCCUCCUCCUCCUCGUCGUCUUCUCCUCGGCGUCUUCUUCGUCGUCGUCACGCGUGUUGGUGUUUCGGAGCGAAGGAGAUGCUGGGCUCGGUGAAGAUGGAAGGUCAGGAGGCUGCGGACUGGACUUGCUUCUACGGCGACGAGGUGUACUCCCCGAUGUCGGCGGGCCUGGGGAUGGGCUCGGUGUCCGGCUACAUGUCGGCCGGCGGCGGGGCGGCGUCGGCGGCGGCGUCCUUCAACAUGGCGUACGGCGGACCCGGCAUAAGCCCCGCCCCCGUGUCCGGGAUGGGCGUGUCCUGUCUGGGCAACGGCGGCGGCAUGAGCGGGGCCAUGAGCCCGUGCGGCGGCGCGGGGCAGGCGCCGGGGCCGCAUCACCACCACCACCACCACCACCACCACGCGUACGGCGGGGUCAGUCCCGGGGCCCAGUACGGCGGCGGCGGGGGCGGGGGCUUGAGCCUGAACCUGAACCGAGGCCGCGACACCAAGCCGCCGCGGCGCAGCUACCCGCACGCCAAGCCGCCGUAUUCCUACAUCUCGCUCAUCACGAUGGCCAUCCAGCAGGCGCCGGGCAAAAUGCUCACCCUCAGCGAGAUCUACCAGUGGAUCAUGGAGCUGUUCCCCUUCUACCGCAACAACCAACAGCGCUGGCAGAACUCCAUCCGCCACUCGCUGUCCUUCAACGACUGCUUCGUCAAAGUGUCCCGCUCGCCCGACAAACCGGGCAAAGGUUCCUACUGGACGCUGCACCCGGACUCCGGGAACAUGUUUGAGAACGGCUGCUACCUGCGCCGCCAGAAGCGCUUCAAGUGCGACAGGAAGAGCCCGGCGGACGGCCGAAAGGAGCGCAACGAUGGCGGCGGGGGCGGGGGCUCGCCCUGCGGCCACGCCCUCAAACCUCCGGCGCUCGCCGACGCGUCCCCGCUGCCCUCGUCCAGCCGCCGCUCGCCGCCCGGCCCCGAGGGCGCCAAAGCGCCCGGCCCGCAGCUGCUCUCGUCCCUGUGCCUGCCCCCGCACGGCAUGGAGCUGAAGGGCGACGCCCACUACGCCUUCAACCACCCCUUUUCCAUCAACAAUCUCAUGUCGUCGCCCGAGCAGCACAAACUGGACCUGAGGGCCUACGACGCCCUCCAGUACUCGUCCUACGGCGCCGGGAGGGGCGGCGAUCCGCUGGAGGCACCCUACUACCAGGGGGCCUGCGCCAGAGCGCUGCUCAACACCUCCUAGGGCGGCGGCGGGGGGGCGGGGGCCGCAAACUUUGGGGCUUGACUUCAAAACCACCAUCUAAAAAGGACGCCGAGCCGGGAAAAGCUACCUUCCCUUUUCCCACAUUGUGGGCGCAUUUCCUGCCUUUUUUCUUGCCUUUUCACUGUCAUUGGUUUUGGGGCCGCGGGGUCUCGCGCUGCGCGGACACCCUCAAGCCUCCAGGACCGCUCGACAUGUCCCAGUCGCCCUGGUCCAACGGAGCAGGCAGG
Molecule: messenger RNA, 1652 nt
Organism: Hippocampus comes (tiger tail seahorse)
Lineage: Eukaryota; Metazoa; Chordata; Actinopteri; Syngnathiformes; Syngnathidae
Gene: foxa1
Product: forkhead box A1
Exons: 3
Coding region: 256-1404 (382 amino acids)
Biological process (GO): cell differentiation; anatomical structure morphogenesis; regulation of transcription by RNA polymerase II
Molecular function (GO): protein domain specific binding; transcription factor binding; RNA polymerase II cis-regulatory region sequence-specific DNA binding
Source: RefSeq, a predicted model, not a curated record